AUGAUUGAAGAUGCGGCGCGAUUUGUUUCUGCUCCAUUGGAGCUUUACCUCGGCAUGGUCAUUGGUUGGCGUAGGAUGGGGUCGUGGUUCACGGGGAGCACAAGUUGGGGGAAAGAUGUAGUAUCUCCGCAAGUUCUUCAAGUCGCUGUUGCUGCGUAUGCCCUUGCAUCGGCGAGGAAGAAGCGCAAAUGGGGCGGAUCUGUUCGAGGCCACGUUACCUAUGACCGCGAGCGUGCGGCAGCUGCAAUUAGGUUGGAGAACGACUACUUCGGGCCUAAUGCACUAUACAACGAGGAAAUGUUUCGUCGCCGGUUCCGUAUGAGAAAGUCAUUGUUCCUGAAAAUUGUUGAUGACGUGACAGCGGCCAAUGACUUCUUUAAGCUUAAGCGUGAUCGAGCUGGUAGGCUAAGCUUUUCACCAAAGCAGAAAUAUGUGGUUGCAAUGAAGAUGCUUGCUUAUGGGUCAAUUGCAGAUGCUUUAGAUGAUGGACAACGUAUGGGCGAAUCAACAAUUCUUAAGUCCUUGAAAGAAUUUGUGUACACUAUCAUCUCUGUUUAUGGCCCAGAGUAUCUUAGGAAACCAAAUGCACAAGAGUUGGAACAUAUCCUUGCUAUUAAUAAGGCACGUGGUUUUCCUGGGAUGAUUGGGAGUAUAGAUUGUAUGCACUGGGAGUGGGAAAACUGUCCUAGUGGCUGGGGAGGAAUGUACAAGGGGCACAAAGGCAAGCCAACUCUAAUUCUUGAAGCUGUGGCGACCCAGGAUCUUAGGAUUUGGCAUGCUUUUUUUGGGCUUCCAGGAUCUCACAACGACAUCAACGUGUUGCAGCGUUCUCCAGUGUUUGAUGAUUUAGCUAAUGGGAAUGCUCCUCCUGUGGACUUCACUGUCAAUGGUAACCCCUACUGUAUGGGUUACUACUUGACAGAUGGAAUAUACCCCGAGUGGGCUACUUUAGUGAAGAGCAUUAGUGCACCUGUGAGCAAUAAACAGCAGGUCUUUGCUAAACAACAGGAAAGUUGCAGGAAGGAUGUUGAACGAGCAUUUGGUGUGCUACAAGCUAAGUGGAAGAUAUUGCAUGGUCCAACAAGACUUUGGAAGGCUAAAGACCUGAAUGCUAUAAUGCUAGCUUGUGUGAUCCUCCAUAACAUGGUCAUUGAAGAUGAGCGUAAUGUUCAGUUACCUACAGUUGGUCGCAAUGAGUGGCCUGGCCGGGACAAUCCACCAUUACAUCAUCUUGUUAAUAUUCCUAGCAUUGAUGAGCUAAUAGAUGCAUACUCGAUUAUCCAGGACCAGAGUACUGCACGAUAUCUCAAAUCUGAUCUGGUUGAGCACAUGUGGAUGCUUUAUGGUUCUAACUCUGGUCCAUUUGCUAGGACAACUAGACAGUAA
Panicum hallii is the source of this 1386-nucleotide messenger RNA. Its product is annotated as protein ALP1-like. The record is from RefSeq and is a predicted model, not a curated record. Bases 1 to 1386 code for a protein of 461 amino acids. Lineage: Eukaryota; Viridiplantae; Streptophyta; Magnoliopsida; Poales; Poaceae. The transcript has 2 exons.